Messenger RNA from Eufriesea mexicana, 6373 nucleotides. It is a transcript of the gene obe, whose product is annotated as activating signal cointegrator 1 complex subunit obelus. The record is from RefSeq and is a predicted model, not a curated record. Bases 1 to 6357 code for a protein of 2118 amino acids. Gene Ontology annotation, molecular function: ATP binding; nucleic acid binding; ATP hydrolysis activity. NCBI's taxonomy places the organism in Eukaryota, Metazoa, Arthropoda, Insecta, Hymenoptera, Apidae. The transcript has 11 exons.
AUGCCAGAAUUACCACGAAUUACAAGAUCAUUGCGAAUGUUUACAAAUCUUGGACGUAUUAAAAGUACAAAGGAAUUAGAACCAAAUGACUUGUUCAAAAAGAAAGAAGAGCAGUAUAAUGAAUCAAAAUGUGAAUUCAGUUGGCAAGAUUUAUGCAAUUAUGUACCUAAGGAUACUUUAUUCCAUAUGAAUGAGUUACGCAAUAUUGUUGUAGAAAUACUUGGAGAAUGUUCUUCUAAAGUCAUAGAUGAAUUUUUAAUGUUUACUUUACAAUUAUUAAUCAAUGAAGAGGAAUUAAUACAAACAAAAUAUAAAAUUUUAAAAGAAAGAGCAGCAAAUUUAAUAUUUCAAGAUGCUAAAAAUAUGAUGAAAAUAAUUACUGUAAUCAGGAAAACAUUAAAUGAAGAUGUCUUGAUACUUAUAAAAAGUAGAAAUGUUGGUACUAAUGAAGUAUCAGAAAAUGAGAUAUUUGAUCCAAACAUUGAAUACAAGUCUGCAAGAAUAGUGUGGCCAGAUACUGAAACACUUCGCAGUAUGUUUCCAAAAAACAUUAUUCAAAAUACUGAUAAUUUUUCAAUGAAAUAUAGAAAUGAAACCACAAAAUUAUCUAAAACUGAAUUUGAUGUGACAACAUAUAAAGAAAAUUUGAAGUUAUAUCAUGCAAAGAAAUUUAUGUACAUGACAUUAGAAAAAUUUGAAAUGGCCAUAAUCACUAGAUUAAAGGAUUCUGAAAAUUUACAAAAUGAAUUAUUUAAUUUCUUAGGUUAUGAAUGUAUAGAGCUGAUACAGUAUAUUCUUCAGCAUAAAAAAAGUAUCAUAACUUUGAAUUCUGUUGCAAAAGUACAAAAAAAAUGUAAUGUUCAAAGACCUGUAAUCAGUGGUCAAGUAACUGUACAAUCUGAAAAAGAAAAGCAGUUAUUAAAAUUAAUACGAAAAAAAGAAAAAAAAUUAAACAAAAUAUCAAGUAAACGAGAAGGGAAAGGAGAAUUAGAAGAAAAUGGUUUUGAAUCAGUAGAGUUGUGUUUACAAAAAAAUGAAGCAUUAAUAGAAAUGCAUACACCUAUAUUUAAAAAAAGUAUUACUGAUAGAAAUGCACGAGAAAUUUUUCCCUUUGUAUUUGAUUCCAAUGUAAGUAGUAGAAGUACAACUGGUUAUGUAUCAAAGCAAAAAAUAAUGUUACCGCAAGAUGUUGUAAGAAAAGACACAGAAAUGUAUGAAGAAGUUUCCAUACCUAUUCCAGAAUCUCAACCAAUUGAUGUAGAUUACAAACCUGUUAUGAUAUCAUCAUUAGAUGAUAUUGGACAAAUGGCUUUUAGUGGCAUUGAAUCAUUAAAUCGAAUACAAAGUAUAGUAUUCGAUGCAGCAUACCAUACUAAUGAAAAUUUAUUAAUUUCUGCUCCAACAGGAGCUGGUAAAACUAAUGUUGCUAUGUUAACUAUAGUACAUCAAAUAAAGCAACAUAUUAAACAAGGUCAAUUAAUGAAAAAUCAGUUUAAAAUAAUUUAUGUAGCUCCAAUGAAAGCUUUAGCAGCUGAAAUGACAGCAAAUUUUAGUAAAAGACUUCAGUGUCUUGGUAUUUCUGUUCGAGAACUAACUGGAGAUAUGUCACUAACAAAGACGGAAAUUCAACAAACACAAAUGAUCGUUACUACACCUGAAAAAUGGGAUGUUGUUACUAGAAAAGUAACCAUUUCUCUUACUAGUAUUGUAAAACUAUUAAUUAUUGAUGAAGUUCAUUUGUUACAUGGUGAUAGGGGGCCUGUUGUUGAAGCAUUAGUUGCUCGAACUUUAAGGCAAGUAGAAUCUUCACAAAGUAUGAUCAGAAUUGUUGGACUUUCUGCAACUUUACCCAAUUAUGUAGAUGUUGCAAGAUUUUUAAGGGUAAAUUUACAUGUAGGACUCUUUUAUUUUGAUCAUCGAUUUCGACCUGUACCACUUAGUCAAACAUUUAUUGGUGUAAAAGCAACAUCAUCGUCACAAGAAAUGAGUUACAUGGAUUCCAUAUGUUAUGAUAAUGUCAUAGAUAUGGUACGUAAAGGACAUCAAGUAAUGGUAUUUGUACAUGCACGAAAUGCCACUGUUAGAGUGGCAAAUGCACUGAAAGAGUUAGCAAUACAAAAUGGUACACUUAAAUUAUUUAUACCUGAAGGUCAAGCAAAAUUUACAAAUAAAGCCUUUGCUAAAUCACAAAAUAAAUGCUUAAUUGAAUUAUUUAAUAAUGGAUUAUCAGUACAUCAUGCUGGUUUAUUGCGUGGAGAAAGAAAUUUAGUUGAAAAAUAUUUUGCAGAAGGUUUAAUUAAAGUAUUAGUAUGCACAUUAACAUUAGCUUGGGGUAUAAAUUUACCAGCACAUGCAGUUAUUAUUAGAGGAACAGAAAUAUAUGAUGCAAAACAUGGUUCAUAUAUUGAUUUAGAUAUAUUAGAUGUUUUACAAAUUUUUGGGCGUGCUGGUAGGCCACAGUUUGAUGUAUCUGGUCAUGCUGUUAUUAUUACUUCUCACAAUAAAUUAUGUCACUAUUUAUCAUUAUUAACAAAUCAAAUACCUAUCGAGAGUAGUUUUAUUAAAUACUUGGCUGAUAAUUUGAAUGCUGAAAUUGCAUUAGGUACAAUAUCAAAUGUAGAAGAAGCUAUAAAAUGGUUAAGUUAUACUUAUUUAUUUGUUCGAAUGAAAUUAAACUGCCAUGUCUAUGGAAUUCCAUAUCAACUUAUUUUAGAAGAUCCAAAUUUGAAACGGAAAAGAAAGGAGUUAAUUGAUACAGCAGCUAAAGCAUUAGAUAAAGCUAGAAUGAUUCGAUAUAAUACCAAUACUGGAGAUUUAAGCACAACAAACUUAGGACGUAUUGCAAGUCACUUUUAUCUCAAAUAUGACACCAUUGAAAUAUUUAAUGAACUUAUAAAACCAAUUAUGACUGAAUCAGAAAUAUUUACUAUGAUAUCUCAUUCUCAAGAAUUUGAACAAUUGAAAGUACGAGAAGAUGAAAUACAUGAAUUGGAAUAUUUAGUUAAAGAAUAUUGUGAACUCAUAGUUCAAGGUGGUGUAGAAAAUAUACAUGGUAAAGUGAAUAUUCUAUUACAAACAUAUUUAUCACGUGGUAUUGUUCAUUCGUUUUCACUAAUAUCAGAUCAAGGAUAUAUUGUGCAAAAUGCAGAACGUAUAUGUAGAGCAUUGUUUAAAAUUAUGUUAGGACAAAAUAAUGCAAUAAUGGCUGGCCGUUUACUAGAAAUAGCAAAAGUGCUUGAAGUGCGACAAUGGAGUUAUAACAGUCCUUUAUGUCAGUUUUCAUGUUUAUCUUCAGAAAUCAUUGAUAAAAUAGAACAAUAUGAUUUAACAAUUGAUAGAUUAAAUAAUAUGAGUGUGAAAGAAAUUGGAAAUAUUUUGCAUAAUCGGAAAGCAGCAGUAUUGGUGAAAAAAUGUUGUGAAGAAUUACCUGCUUUAGAAAUGGAAUCAAAUUUACAACCUAUUACUCGUACAGUCUUAAGAAUACGUUUAAAAAUAUAUCCUCAAUUUCGAUGGAAUGAUAGCUUUCAUGGUAAAACUUCAGAACCUUUUUGGAUAUGGAUAGAAGAUCCAGAUAAUAAUUUUAUUUAUCAUCAUGAAUACUUUGUUAUGACAAGAAAAAUGGUUUGUAACAAUCUUGAACAAGAACUUGUAAUGACAAUACCAUUGUAUGAACCAUUGCCUACUCAGUACAUAGUAAGAGCAACAAGCGAUCGUUGGUUGGGUUGUGAAAAUAUGCUGCCUUUAACAUUUCAUAAUUUAAUAUUACCAGAAGUAUAUCCACCAUAUACUGAUUUAUUAAAUUUACAACCAUUACCAGUUAAAGCAUUGAGAGAACCAUCAUUUGAAAAACUUUAUAAAUUUUCUCAUUUUAAUCCAAUACAAACACAAAUUUUUCAUUGCUUGUAUUAUACAAACAAUAACGUUCUGUUAGGAGCUCCAACUGGUUCAGGAAAAACAAUUGUUGCAGAAAUUGCCAUGUUUAGAGUAUUUAAACAAUAUCCAAUGCAAAAAGUCGUUUACAUUGCACCAUUAAAAGCUUUAGUUAGAGAACGAAUGAAGGAUUGGAAAGUUAGAUUUGAAGAACAACUGGGGAAAAAAGUAGUAGAAUUAACUGGAGAUGUAUCACCAGAUAUUAAAGAUAUAGCAACUGCGUCUGUUAUUGUGACUACACCAGAAAAAUGGGAUGGUAUUAGCAGAAGUUGGCAAACAAGAGCUUAUGUUAAAAAUGUUGCACUUAUCAUAAUAGAUGAAAUUCAUCUAUUAGGAGAAGAUCGUGGUCCUGUGUUGGAAGUUAUUAUUUCGAGAACUAAUUUUAUUUCUAGUCACACUUAUAAAAAGUUGAGAAUUAUUGGACUUUCUACAGCAUUAGCUAAUGCAGUAGAUUUAGCUGAUUGGCUUGGUAUUGGAGAAAUGGGUCUUUAUAAUUUUCGUCCGUCUGUACGACCUGUUCCAUUAGAAAUUCAUAUAAAUGGAUUCCCAGGAAAAAAUUAUUGUCCACGAAUGGCAACAAUGAAUAGACCAACUUUUCAAGCAAUUAAACAACAUGCACCAUCUAAACCAUCUUUAGUGUUUGUUUCAUCUCGCAGACAAACACGUUUAACUGCAUUAGAUUUAAUUGCUUACCUUGCAGCAGAAGAUAAUCCUAAACAAUGGUUACAUAUGCUUGAUGAAGAGAUGAAUAGCAUUCUAGAUCAUGUACAAGACUCAAAUUUGAAACUUACUCUUGCUUUUGGAAUUGGACUUCAUCAUGCUGGUCUUCAAGAGAAAGAUAGAAAAAUUGUUGAAGAAUUAUUUGUUAAUAAUAAAAUUCAGGUAUUGAUUACAACAGCUACUUUAGCUUGGGGAGUAAAUUUUCCUGCUUAUUUAGUUGUGAUAAAAGGUACAGAAUAUUAUGAUGGCAAACAACAUCGUUAUGUAGACAUGCCAAUCACAGAUGUGCUUCAAAUGAUGGGUCGUGCAGGCAGGCCUCAAUUUGAUAAUUCUGGAGUGGCAGUAAUUUUAGUACAUGAUUUAAAAAAAAAUUUUUACAAAGAAUUUUUAUAUCAACCAUUCCCAGUUGAAUCAAGUUUAUUAGCUGUUUUACCAGAUCAUAUAAAUGCUGAAAUUGUGGCUGGUACAAUUAAAAACAAACAAGAAUUAUUAGAUUAUUUCACUUGGACUUAUUUUUUUAGAAGAUUAAUGAAAAAUCCUAGAUAUUAUAAUCUAAAUGCUUUAGAACCUUAUACAAUUAAUCAGUACUUAUCUUCUUUAGUAGAUAAUACAUUAAAAGUGCUAAUAGAUUCACAUUGUGUGGAUUUUGACCAGGAGGAACAAAUUUUGUAUCCACUUUCAAUGGGUAAAAUAGCAUCAUUUUAUUAUUUAUCACAUCAAACUAUGUCAAUGUUUGAACAAUCAUUACAAGAUUCUCUUACAUUGGAGCAAUGUUUACAUAUUUUAUGUAAUUCCCAUGAAUACAAUGAAUUGCCAGUAAGGCAUAAUGAAGAAUUAUUAAAUGAGGAAUUAAGUAAAAUGUGUCGUUACCAAGUAGAUAAUUACUCAUACAAUUCUCCACAUACCAAAGCAUUUUUAUUACUUCAAGCACAUUUCUCAAGACUUUCUUUACCAUGUGUAGAUUAUAUUACUGACUUGAAAUCAGUUCUAGAUCAGGCAAUUAGAAUUAUUCAAGCAAUGAUAGAUACAGUUGCAGAACAGACAUGGUUAGCAAGUACACUUAUGAUAAUAAAUUUACUUCAGAUGAUUAUUCAAGCUCGAUGGAUUGAUGAAUCAGCAAUUACCACAUUGCCAUAUAUAAAUUCAGAACAUUUACAAUUAUUUUCAACAUUGUCACUAAUUCUCCCAGAAUUAUGUUUUAUUGCAUACAAUAAAUAUGGUGUACUUACAGAAGUACUUGGUAAAGAAUUUCAGGAAGAACAAAUACAUCGGAUAUACCAAGUAAUGAAAGAAAUGCCAAUGAUCUGUGUUCAGUUACAUUUAGAAAAUCAUGAUGAAGAACAGAAAAAACAGGUUAUACCAAUAAAGUAUGACAGUUCUGAUUAUAUAAAUAUUCAUAAAGAUCAAGAUUAUAUAUUAAAUAUUGGAAUGAGAAGAAAAAAUAAAUCUAAUAACUUGAAAACACAUAGUCCCUUGUUUCAAAAAGGAAAAGACGAAGGUUGGUUUCUAAUUUUAGGUAAUAUUUUGGAUAAAGAAUUAUUAGCUCUAAAACGAAUAUGUGGAAUAAAUGAACAACAUAAAUGUCAUCAAUUACAAUUUACAGCACCAUCAAAACUAGGACGAACAACGCUAUCAUUUUAUUUGAUGUCUGAUUGUUACAUAGGACUGGAUCAACAAUAUGAUAUAAAAAUAAAUGUAACAUCUUAACCGUUUGAAUGCAAAG